Messenger RNA from Odobenus rosmarus divergens (Pacific walrus), 4173 nucleotides. RefSeq names its product importin 11 (gene IPO11). Gene Ontology annotation, biological process: protein import into nucleus. Gene Ontology annotation, molecular function: small GTPase binding. The transcript is spliced from 30 exons. The record is from RefSeq and is a predicted model, not a curated record. NCBI's taxonomy places the organism in Eukaryota, Metazoa, Chordata, Mammalia, Carnivora, Odobenidae. Bases 1 to 2916 code for a protein of 971 amino acids. Gene Ontology annotation, cellular component: nuclear envelope; cytosol.
AUGAUAUUCCGUGUUUUAGAGGCUUCUCUGGUGACGGUUUCCGUGAAGAUCCUUUCAAGUUCUUUGAGAAAUACCUUUAGCUCUUCCCAUGAGUUAGUUUCCAUGGAUCUCAAUAGUGCCAGCACUGUUGUUCUUCAGGUCUUAACACAGGCCACCAGUCAGGAUACCGCUGUGUUAAAACCAGCAGAGGAGCAGUUGAAACAGUGGGAGACACAGCCAGGUUUCUAUUCAGUGUUGCUGAAUAUUUUCACAAACCACACUCUGGAUAUAAAUGUAAGGUGGCUUGCUGUGCUGUAUUUUAAGAAUGGAAUUGAUCGUUACUGGAGACGUGUAGCGCCUCAUGCUCUCUCAGAGGAGGAGAAAUCUACUUUGCGUGCAGGGCUAAUCACCAACUUCAAUGAACCAGUAAACCAGAUUGCAACUCAGAUUGCAGUACUGAUUGCAAAAGUUGCUCGAUUGGACUGUCCUAGACAGUGGCCUGAACUGAUUCCCACUCUUAUAGAAUCUGUGAAAGUCCAAGAUGAUCUUCGACAGCAUAGAGCAUUACUUACCUUCUAUCAUGUUACCAAGACUCUGGCUUCCAAACGUCUGGCUGCUGAUAGGAAAUUGUUUUAUGAUUUAGCUUCUGGAAUUUAUAAUUUUGCCUGCUCUCUGUGGAAUCACCAUACAGACACAUUCCUUCAACAUGUUUCUUCUGGCGGUGAAGCUGCAGUUCUGAGUUCACUAGAACGAACUCUGCUGUCAUUGAAAGUGCUGCGUAAAUUAACUGUUAAUGGAUUUGUGGAACCUCAUAAGAAUAUGGAGGUGAUGGGUUUUUUACAUGGAAUAUUUGACCGUCUGAAGCAAUUUCUGGAAUGCAGUAGAAAUAUAGGUACAGAUAACGUAUGUAGAGAUAGAUUGGAAAAGACCAUCAUUCUUUUUACUAAAGUGCUUUUGGACUUCUUGGAUCAGCAUCCGUUUUCAUUUACUCCUCUAAUUCAGAGAUCACUGGAAUUUUCUGUAAGCUAUGUAUUUACGGAAGUUGGUGAAGGCGUUACGUUCGAACGAUUCAUUGUUCAAUGCAUGAAUCUUAUUAAGAUGAUUGUUAAAAAUUAUGCUUAUAAGCCAUCCAAAAAUUUUGAAGAUAGCAGCCCUGAAACUCUAGAAGCUCAUAAGAUUAAGAUGGCAUUCUUCACAUAUCCCACUUUGACAGAGAUAUGUAGAAGAUUAGUCUCUCAUUAUUUUCUGCUAACGGAAGAGGAACUGACAAUGUGGGAAGAAGACCCAGAAGGCUUUACAGUGGAAGAAACAGGAGGAGAUUCUUGGAAAUACAGUUUGAGGCCUUGCACUGAAGUACUAUUUAUAGAUAUAUUCCAUGAAUAUAAUCAGACUCUUACUCCUGUACUUCUAGAAAUGAUGCAGACACUUCAAGGACCCACUAAUGUGGAAGAUAUGAAUGCACUAUUAAUUAAAGAUGCUGUGUAUAAUGCUGUUGGAUUAGCGGCUUAUGAGCUGUUUGACAGUGUUGAUUUUGAUCAGUGGUUUAAAAACCAACUUCUUCCAGAAUUACAAGUCAUUCAUAAUAGGUAUAAGCCAUUGCGACGCAGGGUGAUUUGGCUCAUCGGUCAGUGGAUUUCUGUGAAAUUCAAGUCUGACUUAAGACCCAUGUUAUAUGAGGCAAUUUGUAAUUUGCUUCAAGAUCAAGACUUAGUGGUCCGUAUUGAAACAGCUACAACACUGAAGUUAACUGUUGAUGAUUUUGAAUUUAGAACAGAUCAGUUUCUACCGUAUUUGGAAACCAUGUUCACACUACUUUUUCAGCUACUGCAGCAAGUUACAGAAUGUGACACAAAGAUGCAUGUUUUGCAUGUCCUUUCUUGUGUGAUUGAAAGAGUCAACAUACAGGGAUUAGGAGCAGACAGCAAGAACCUGUACCCUUUCCUGCUCCCAGUUAUUCAACUGAGUACAGAUGUUUCCCAGCCUCCACAUGUUUAUCUUCUGGAAGAUGGUUUAGAAUUAUGGUUAGUGACUUUGGAAAACAGCCCAUGUGUUACACCAGAGUUGCUUCGUAUAUUUCAGAAUAUGUCCCCACUUCUUGAACUAAGUUCAGAAAAUCUCAGAACCUGCUUUAAGAUCAUCAAUGGUUAUAUCUUUUUAUCAUCAACAGAAUUUCUACAGACAUAUGCAGUGGGUCUCUGUCAGUCCUUUUGUGAGCUGCUAAAGGAAAUUACUACAGAAGGUCAAGUUCAAGUACUCAAGGUUGUGGAAAAUGCCCUUAAAGUGAACCCAGUAUUAGGUCCACAGAUGUUUCAACCAAUUCUACCCUGUGUUUUCAGAGGUAUUAUAGAAGGAGAGAGGUAUCCUGUCGUGAUGUCAACAUACCUUGGAGUUAUGGGUCGAGUCCUGCUACAAAACACUAGUUUUUUUUCUUCACUUCUUAAUGAGAUGGCACAUAAAUUUAAUCAGGAGAUGGACCAGCUUUUGGGAAAUAUGAUUGAAAUGUGGGUUGAUCGCAUGGACAACAUUACGCAGCCUGAAAGAAGAAAACUUUCAGCUUUGGCUUUGCUUUCUCUUCUGCCAUCUGAUAAUAGUGUCAUCCAGGAUAAAUUCUGUGGGAUUAUAAACAUCUCAGUGGAGGGCCUACAUGAUGUCAUGACAGAAGACCCUGAAACAGGAACUUAUAAAGACUGUAUGUUAAUGUCUCAUCUUGAAGAACCAAAAGUUACAGAGGAUGAAGAACCACCCACAGAACAGGAUAAGAGAAAAAAGAUGCUGGCCCUGAAGGACCCCGUGCACACGGUGUCGCUGCAGCAGUUUAUCUACGAGAAGCUUAAGGCACAGCAGGAGCUACUGGGAGAGCAAGGCUUCCAGUCCCUCAUGGAGACGGUGGACACAGAGAUCGUCACCCAGCUACAAGAGUUUUUGCAGGGCUUCUGAGAGCACAUGACCUGUGGCUGCCUCCCCUUUCGGAGACAAGCUGAGGAACCCAGCCUGCCGUCUGUGUGUGAGAGCCUGCUGAGGCGAUGAAGAAAUCCCUCGUGUAUUACAAAGACGUGAAGACCAUGCAUUUUUACUACAAAAUUGAGUGAAUAAAUAUACAUCCCGCACAACUAAAAUCACAAACCUAUUCCUCAAAAGAAUUUAAUUUUGUAUUUCAGAGGGGCCCUGUGUUUACUAGAUAUAGAUUUGAUGACACUAGCUGCUUAGUUUUCUGUUAAGAGAGAGGAAACCGUGUGAUUACCUUUUAAUCAUGUGCUCUUAACACUUGAGAAGAUGAAGGUUAAUGUCUGCGAUGUCUUUCUGCAACCAGAAUUAGUAUUAAUUUGGCUGCUUUAUCCCUUUUUUAAGCUAAUGAAACUGCAAGUUUGAAAGAUGACAAAGCUGUUCAGAUGAUGCGAUUGAAGAAAUGUGUGCACCAGGCAAGAAUAUAUAAAUAGUGACAAAUAUAUAUUACUGAGGUUAUCUUGCAAGGGAGUUGCUUUCAUCUGACCUAGAAAAUAUGUUUUAUCAAAUGCUUUUAUUUUCAUUUUACUAAUUUGAUAAAAAAAAUUAGUAAAGGAAUUUUUUUCUCAUUUUAUUUUCAGUAAUUACAUUUAGUCUUUAAAUGCAUAUCGUAAGGCCCGCAGAAGGGAACCUGUGGUACUGCGGCAUCAGGUGGGAGACCUCUGGUCAUGAUUUGGCCCCAGCUCCUUUAUUACUCCUGAAGGCCAGGAGCGCUGUGAGCCCCGAGAAUCCCUGGGCAGCCCGCAGACCCCCCUGUGCUAUGACGUGGCUGUGACAAGCCGCUCCGCACUUACCCAUCCCAGGCUCCUCACCGCAGCGGUGCAUCGGGCCCACAGUAUUAUGGGUGCACCUCGGAGGACCCAGCAGCAAUCCCCAGGGUACCAACACUCAUGUGACAAGUCUUCCUUCCUUAUUCCUCCAACACGCAGUACCAAAAAAGGGGAAAAGGAGAAAAUAAAGCCUUACUUUGUUUUACUUGCCAUUUAUUAUAAGCAACCUUUAAAGCAUUUUUAAGGAAAUACUCAAAAGCAAGGUUGGAAAAUGAUCUUUCUAUAGAAAGUUGGGUACAGUAUGUGACUGCAGGAAACCCACUGCCCCUUUGUAAGCUCUGGAACCCAAAAUGUAUGGAAAUACUUGGUGUUUUCAGCAAGAGAAAGAAAAUAUGGUCCAAAUUAAAUUUUCCAAAGCUAC